Molecule: messenger RNA, 12272 nt
Organism: Paramuricea clavata
Lineage: Eukaryota; Metazoa; Cnidaria; Anthozoa; Malacalcyonacea; Plexauridae
Source: the annotation of a GenBank genome assembly
AUGGAAACAAAGGACCUAAAAACGCAUCGCAGCGGUCAAAUGCAUAUAAAACCCUAUGAAGAGUUGAUGGUGAAUCAAAUUUUAGGUAAGAAUAUGAUACUCGAGCACAUUGCUGCUGCAGCAAGCAAGCUUAAAGCGAGCGACGCAUCUCGAAGCCUUUCUAACGCAUUGCAUUCGGGUUGUGCGCAGUAGGAUCCGGACAGCGACCUUCAAUAUAUCUGGAGCGAGAAUUCUAGUCCAAAAAGUAAAGGCUUGACCCAAAGAAAUUGAAGAGCUAUUGGACGUGAGGCCAGUCCUUUACGAAGUUGCCAGUAGUGUAUUGAAAUUUUGUAUUUUGACUUCGAUUUUAAGACUAAUACUAGAAAAUACACGCAUGCAGAAACCCUCGCCUUGCUGACAAAACCAUUGUAUUUUCCGAACAUGAAAUAUUUAAAGUAGUUUUCAUAGUAACACGAUAAUUUUAUUAAGAAUAGUUAUAGUUUACAAUUCAAAAAUCCCCUAACAAUAUCACUUUUCAUUACAAAUUACCGCUUUCUGAAAAAGGUAUCAAUUUUCCGCGCGUACAAUACGAAAUGACUGAAAAACGGCAAACUUCGCAGAGCUAUAUUAUCCGCAUUUACGACAUUUCGCAACGAAACCUCGGAAUACUACUAAUUUUGUGAUGCUCUUUCAAGCCGUGAUGGAAUUUUGUCCAGACUUGUCUAGAUCAAAAUUUUGUUCAUUAGGUAAUAGGCCAUUAAAUUAAUUCUUCCAAUUUUCGAACAUUUGCAUGAAUGCUGAUUGCCUAUAAGGGAAACAUAUGGGCAUCGUGAUUAAGUCUGCAAACUUCUAUUGUAGUCUAGUGUUUUAAACACUAAAUUGUAGGGCAAAUCACUUCUAAGAUUACUUGAUUAAAACUCGCUAGCAUGCGAAUGUGUUGCCGACAGUAAUGGUAUAAACUUAUCUCACUAGGUACAACGAGAUCAAACGAACCUCUUCAAGCCGUUGUUGAAAACCAACUUAACGAAUUUGCGUUGAAAGAGGAAGACAACAGUAUUUUAGAACGAAACCGGGCAUUGCUUCAGUACUCCGCGACAAUCGCGAAUUCCAAUAGUUCUAAAGAUGAAUUCAAUUAUGAAUUUGUUGAGUCGCUUGUGAAAGGAGGUGCUGAUAUGAACAUUGCUGACCAACAUGGACAAACUAUUUUUCACGAGGUUGCUCGCUCAUGGAACACAGAUAUCGCAUAUUUUCUGAUACACCUUGGUAAGAAAUGUAAAAUAUUAUUAUUACACAUCAUUAGAUAUUUAUGCAUAGCAAUUCGGCCAAUCAUAAUGACAUAUGGUGUAAUUUACAUCACGUGUAUCUGUCUCACUGUCUGGAUACCCCGUCUACACUGCACGUAAAAACGCACAAGUUGCAACAAACCUGCAGCAGACGCUGUUCCAACAACUUGUCAACAGGUGUGUUUACACUGCUUGUUCCCAGCUUGUUGACAAGUCGUCACUAACGGCUUGCCGACAACUUGCUACAAGGUUGUUGAGCUCAACAAACUUGUUACAAAUUGUUCAAAACACUUGUUAUCGUCCUGCAAUUCAACAAUUUGUCAACAAGUUGUGAGUGACAACCUUGUAGCAACUUGAUAAAAUAACAGCAUUGUUACAACAUGUUGACAAGCUUGCUACAAGCCUGUUGCGAAUACAUCUUGUUGACAAGUUGUGAGAUUUUUACGUGUGUAGACCAGGAUUUCAAUUACUUCAAGUGAGAAGGGCUUUGAACAAUAGGGAAAUUGUGGGGAAACACAAGUUUAUGCAAACGUAUUUAGAAUAACUUCUAAAUACAAAAACAUUCAAUCACACUUCAAACAACAAAAUAUGUUUAUGUUGUAAGUUACACACUUACACAGUUUCAGCCUGGUCAUUUUCUUCUAGAUAUCGCUUCAACAAGCAUAUAUAAUUUGGUAUACUGUACUCCCGAGAUAUAGCUUGCCAUCCUUGUCACAAACGUCUUGAACAAAGUUUGACAAGCCAGAAGUUUUUAAACGUUAAAACGUUCUUGCCGUCAUUGAACACAAAUCUGUCUCUAAAUUUUGCAAAUUCUGUAAAUCUAAGCAGAAAGGAUUGCUUUCACACAUAACUUAAACUGCUUUAUUUUCUCGCCCACUUUGCCAAACUUCAAAUACGAACCCCUUAAUGAUUUUUAUAACGCGUUGUUUGUGGAAUAGCAUUGCGGACGUUGUCCAUAAUACUUCUAUCCACUCCUUGAGGACCUCGAAAUCUUCUCUUUUUGCAAGUAGAUGUCAUGCCUCCUUCGAAGGCGAACAAAUACUAACAGUAGUCUGAGCAACAACGCCUUUAAUUCGUUCCAUCGUUGCGCAUUCCCUUGAAUGAACAACUUAAUUCCUUAUUGUUACUUCCUCAAUCUAUGAAUAUCUAAUGAUGUGUGAUGAGCCAUUUCAAAUCCUCGUUGGUGUUUUAGACUUGGCUUCCAAAUCCCAAAGUGUGACGAACAAUGGCUCCAUUGUUCGUGGCACUUGGAUUUAGAAUCCACGUCUAAAACACCAACUAGGAUUUGAAAUAUUACUUAUCGUAUUUCCUCUAUUUAGAGGCACUGAAAAAAUAAUAAUAAUAAGUCCCCACCCUCUAUUUACACCAUGAUGACCUAAUGUUCUUAUAAUAAUGUUCACUGAUAAUGCUGUGUCCUUAUAUAACUCUCACUGAAAUGGCCAAAUAAAUGUGAAUUGUAUGAAAAUUUCUCCAAAUAUUUCCCUAUAAUAAGAAGGGGUCUACGUACAUACAGGAAAAACAGUGUGUGUUUAUUAUAUGGAUAUAUCGAUGAAAAGGCUGGAUUAUAUUUCUGUCCUUCUGCAAGACGUGAUUAAUAACGUUUUUAGCUCAGUUUGCAAGUCAGCUAAAGUCAGACUAAGAAGGGUUUUGUUGUGAAUUUUCCCAGUCAAAUUUGGCGGUAUAUCAUGCAUAGCUAAAUAAGUCUCCAUUUUCUGGGUUGUGUCUCUAGCAUUGACGUCAAAAAAGAUAAAGCACAAAUGUUUUGCUACUUCGUUCUUGUCUCUAACUCGUGUCCACUUAUAUGAUCGGCUCAGAGAUGACGCGAAUUACCUUAAGUUUGUCUAAACAUCAUAAAGGUUUGUUUGGAAAAUGCACUCUCUUAAGAUUAUGACUCACUUUAAUUUUAAAAACAGAUGCAGCCACAGCCUCUCUCACUGAUGCAUUUGUAACCUUAAAAACCUUUUACUACAUUGAUCUAGGCAUAAGAGUGAUAAGACGGUAUGAGUAAUUCACCAUUUACGCCAACACUGAAAAGGAUGGGAAAGGAUUGGUCAAUUUUUGCCCUAAAUAAAUUAUCUGUGAAAGUGUUUAUAUUUGCAGUCACAGUUUUAUAAUAUACACCACCAAACAUUUGGCCAAGAAAUGGCUUUAAAGAAUACCUCUACUGUAUAGACUAUUAAUUUAAACAAAACUUUUCGGCUUUCUCCGAGUUUGGCGAAACGGCAGCUUCGUUUAGUACAAAAAUGUGCUCGUCUGCAAAAGGAACGAAACGAGACCGAAGCUAUUUUGUUUUAAGUCCCCGGUAGGUGAAUUGUUCGCAAAAUAACUAUUAAAUAUUCAGACAUUUUGGUAUUGUUUACAAAGGUGGUGAUGUCAACAAGCAAGACAAUUUUGGACGCAGUCCUCUCCAUGUGGCAUCUGCUGUUGAUUACGUAGAGAUGACGGAGUUUCUUUUACUUAACAACGCAGAUAUCGACUCCAAGACGUACGGCGAAAUCCAAGCUCCAAUCCAUUACGCUGCAAAAAAUGGCGCCACUCGAUCAUUGAAGAUGUUGUUGAGUUUCCACGCGAAUAUAGAUACACUGGAUGCGAAACAAAGGACUCCAUUGCAGGUACAAGCUUUAAAGUCGUGCUAUAUAUAUUUAUCACACAGUAAUUCUUUCUUUUAGUUUAGUACCAGAUGUAUCUGUAUGUGAAACAGAUGAAACUUAAGAUAUAAGCUUUUAUUUUGCAGAUUGCCUCAUCUUGAUUCUAUCAUAAUUUAAUUUUAAAAGCUUAAUUUAAUUUAAAAAUAUUUAUUUUGCGCUAAAGCUACAAAUAUUCUAAAGUGUACUUUACAAUAAUAACAUUAGACAUAUUUAGAUCGAGGACGCGGAUGUCAAAGACGACGUGAAAAUGGCGUCAAAAUGGCGUGGCAUAUCCAUACAUGGGCACAACCCAUUUUCACGUCGUCUUUCUUUGACGUCCGCGUCCUCGAUCUAAAUAUGUCCAAUAGACAUGCAGGUAUUAUAAAAUUACAAUAUCACGUAUCUAUUACAGGAAAGUUAAAAAAUGUAUCAUAAACUUAUUAAGAGCUAUACAGGUAUGUAAAAGGUUUUCUUAAACAAAUAAUUCUUCAAAAGUUUCUUAAAAGAGGACACAUUAGAAGAUUAUCUUAUAUUUAAGGGUAAACCGUUCCAAGCAACAGGUCUAGCUUCAAAGAAUUAGUCCCCCAAAGUCUUGCAAGUUGUUCUUGGGACCACAAGUAUAGCUUCUGUUAGUUGGAUCUUAAACAAUAAGGACCAGCCAUUAACCGAAGCACACGUUCCAGAUAAAUGGGUGCCUCACCGUGUCAGUAGUACUUUGAAAGCGAUCGCAGCCCAUAAUAGGGACCCCAUAAUAGGGGCCCCACAAUUGGAGAUUAUAUCUGUGGCUAGUCCCUGCCCGAAUUGUAUGUAAAUUUUGUAAAGUAUAUAGUCUUAUUUCUGUCUGUUAUGUUUGGCGAAUCUUGUAAAAAAAAGGAGCAAUUUUAUAAACCACGCGGUAGCGAACUGGCAACCAAUGAUGUUUCCUUAAGACGGGCGUGUAAUAUGCUCACACUUGGGAACAAGACAAACUACUCUAGCAGCAGCUUUCAGAAAAUAUGCUGCAAUCGAUUAAACGGAUACGGAGGUAUACCAUACAGAGAGCGACCAAAACAUGGAUAAGUAUUUUAGUUCGGUCAGGGGAAAAUAAUUCUAAUAAACUGCGAAAUGCCCUGCUACAAACUUAAUGGUCACUGUAUAGAUAGUUGCUGUCUGGAACAGAUUAUCAAGAACUUAGUCAUGGUGUCAUUAAUUAACAAUCUAUGCGUAAUUAGGUCAGGCUCAAACAUCGACUAUGUAUAUUCCUCCAUUGAAUUCAUGGGAUCUUCAUGGGAAAACAAAGAAGUACUGUAGGUUUGAAAAGAUGCAUAGUUGAGUAUCGUAUGCAAAUCCGUGGGCAGAAUGAAGAUGCUUUGAUGAUGCUUUUAAAUAUGUCAGAAGCGUAGAGAAGAAAUAGAAUAUUGUUGUGGACUUUUAACAGGGCGGUCUCGGUAGAGUGAAACGUCCGAUAGGAAGAUUUAGUGGAACAGUGAUCUUAGAGUUAAUAGAACUAGGAUGAGGUUAAAAAUUUUAUAUAGAAUUUUCAAACCGAGGUCUGAAUAAUUAACAAUUAUCAACCGAUUAGUGGAGGUUAAUAAUGCAAGCAACCAAUCCAAUUGCGCGAAAGCACCAUCCACCUCCCGUGUAUGUGCUAAUUCUGGAUAUUAUACGUAAGCAGAAUGCAAUAAUUGUUUUAUUAUACGUUGAAAAGUACAAGCGAGAAAGACAAGACUGGCUGCCGGUGGAAAAGAUGCAAUAAAUUAAUUUCCGAGUUAUAGUUCCAUAUAUCUGCUGCGCUAUUAUAUCUGAAUGCCGGACUGUGUUCAUUUUUAGCAUUUUGACAGAUCAAUUGAUUAAGUGAACAGUGAACAGUGAGCAGUGAAUAGUGAAUAAUGACUGUUGAACUGUUUACAACUGUUUCCUUCUUUCCAUUAAGGUCGCUGCAGAAUGGGGCCGAGGCAAAACGGCAAAAAUCUUGAUCGCAGAAGGAGCAGCUUGUUGUUUAUUGGACAUAACGGGUAACUCUGCACUGUGCGUGCUCAUUGAACAUCUACCAAAUCUCGCAGUCGAAGCUCUUAACCAAUUGCAUAUUUCUGAUGUGAUUACAUCGCGUGAAUACUACUAUUUACAGCAUCUCGAAACUUCGCGGCAAAAAGUUGAAACGAAAACAGUGAGAACUCCUCUCGAAACCGCUGUGGCUAAUCGCAAAUACGAAGUAGUAACGCAUCCGGUUAUGCAGAGGCUGGUGCAUAACAAGUGGAAACAAUAUGGCUGGUUUUCAACCGCUGUUCACUUGCUUUUUCACGUUGCUUUUGGCAUCGCAUGGACGGUGUUUUCUAUAGGUACUCCAAGACAUGGAAAAGAAGUUUACAAUGAAUUCGUGGAUAGAGUUUGGAAAAUUACUCUUGGCGUUACUAUUCUCCUUAUGACUCUGUAUGACAUUGGAAAACAUGUUCAAGGUCAGUAUUGUUCUCCACAUCAAAAUGGAUCCCGGUAUAAUUUAUCCAUACAUUCACGCUAUCUAUAAUUCGUACUUGAAACAUGCGGUGAAGUCAAUCCUCUCCCCUGAUAAAUAGCCGUAGGGUUUUGUAGUGAAAUAAGAGUGGCUGUAAUCUUUCGACAGCCUCGAUUUACAUACAGAUCAGCGGUCGAUUAUUUGCUUACGAGCUCUACAGAUAUGAUUGUAGGACGAGUGAAUUAUUCAGCCAAUAAUUAUAGAACAAUCAUUGCUGUGAGCUUGUUGUGUAUGCAAGCUAAAGAUUGGUCUUUGAAUCAUAAGGAGAGCUGUCCAUACUUUGAUUUGCCACAACCCACUUGAUGAGGUUAAACUAAAUCAAAACGCCCUAUUAGCAGUGUUGUGAAUGUUACAUGAUUUUAAACUAGUUACAUUUACAGUUAUAACAUCAGAAAAAUAACUAUAUGGUUACCGAGAAAAGUCAUGAUGGAAUGAAGUAACUAGUUUACCUAUAGUUACAAAGUUACCUUAAGAAUUUUGGAACUACUAGUAGUUACCAAUUAAGUUACAACUAUUCUUAGACGAGAGUAUCCUAGACAUAAAAAAAUCGCUAUCUAUGUGGAAUAUAGUAUACAGCAUGAAAUUGAGCGGCCAUGUUGUAGCGGAUAAGUACAAAUCGGUUCGUGGAGAGGUUGCGUGUCUGACAGAACACAAACGUGCAUGCUCUAUAUAGCUUGUGAAACGUAAGCAUUCCAAUAGUUGUGUUAUUAGAAAUAAUUAUAAGAAAUUAUUCAAGAAGUGAUUUUAACUGAGAAAAUCUAGGAAAUAGUUUAUGCAAAUCGGGAAAAUUUUGUAUAUAUGCAUGGAAAAACAUUUCAUUUCUUCAUAAUUAUUAAUAAGUUCUACAAUAUCGUAUGUACACGCGUUUACAUAAGCAGUUAUUAAAACAAUCCAAAAAAGUGAUUGAACUACACCUUUUUACUCGACGAUCUAACGGGUAAAUUAAACUUGAAAAUCAACCGAGAUGGCGCCCAAAGACAAGUAUACUGACGUCAUUUACCAGAAAAAAUUAGAUUAGCAAGUUUUUGUAUUACUAUCAUGCAACAUACCUGGCUUUUUAACACUUUCCCAAUUUAGCUACGUUCAAGUCACGAAGAUCUCAAAGAAAUUGGAUCAGAUGGAAAAUGGAACAACUUGAAUACGACUUGAAGUAUUGCCAUCCAAGGUGGCCGCAGGAGAAGAAAUUCGUGAAAACCGAAAUGAAGAGAGUGCGUGCCUUGCCUUUGUUUGAUGCUUACGAUGCUUGGUUUUAUGUGGACUGGAUUAUUUUGUUUUUGAUCGUUGCUACCAUUGCUACACACUUCGUGUUUCUCUACCUGGACACGACGGCCACGUGGUACAUCUAUACUCGGACAAUAAGUAUUAUGAAUCUUCUCGUUUGGUUGCGUUUGUUGAAGUUUGUACGUCCUUUUCCAGGCAUCGGGACUUUGGUUUUGAUCCUUUCCGAGACUAUGGGGGAUUUUAUGAAUUGGGCAUUCUUGUUCUUUUUAAUCAUGGUACCAUUCGCCGCUUCUUUCUGGAUAAAUUUUGGUCCUCGUUCCAUACAUCCUGUUCACGGGUAUCAUACGACUGGCGAACUGCUUUAUCGUAUUUUCCAGAUAGCCGUCGGGGAUGAUUUUAACUUGGAGGAGAUUGUAGCAGCAGACGCAGUUGUAGCGCGAAUACUUGUUGUACUCUAUGUUACUGCAAUGACCAUCGUCACGUUGAAUUUACUUAUUGCGUUGCUAAGUGAUACGUUUACCCGGGUAUACAGCAAUGCGGUUUCCAACACUAUCAUGCAGAGAGCCAUAAAAAUUGUCGAAUCCGAACGGUGCCUGACGAAGAGUCAAAAAUCACACUACAAGGAAUACAUGAGAAUGAACUGCAGUCCUGAAAUUAUCAAAAUACAGGUGGCACUAUGGAACAAAGGUGAAGAAAGCAAGGCAAUCGAAACGGAAGUUUAUGAUGAUAUCCUCAAUGCAAAGAGUAUUUUGAAUGACCGUUGUGGGAAAAUAUACGGCAAAGACAAGACGUCAGAUUUUGAUGGCUUUAUAAAAGAUGUUCGGAAAAUUUGUCAACAUGAUGAUGAUAUGGCGAGUGACUUGGAAGAAAUUAGAAAGAUGUUGAACCUUGGUACUUCAGGUAAUUGAAUGUUUGUUUUUCAAAAGUAUUGUUCUAUUUGUAGAUGAUAACAUGGUUCAAAUGCAAUUUGGAUAGAAUCGAUGCACGAGCUGAGUGAGUUUUUCAAACUAAGACAAUCAAAAUAGCACAAGCCGCAAACUUUGCUAUUAUACUUUUUAAUCGCCGAACACGCGCGAGUUCCGCAGCGAGGCGUGCAGGGUACUAUUUCAGCUUGGCUAUUUACACGCGUGGGCCGAAAAGAGAAAAAGAAAUACAGUGGGUUAGAAAGUUCAUCCGGUUAUUUCACUGAUGACUGAUCUCAAAAAGAUGGUGUUGACAAAUUCAGACUGUCUGAAUUUGUCCUGAAGUAGAAACAGCAGUUUAAUGGUGUUGUGAGGUUUUGAGAAAUUGUUGACUGAUUUCUCGCAGCUAUAUGAAUAUCCUCAUGCAUUUGUUUAAAUUUCUCACAAAAAUUGGUGAGGGUUGGGUGCGGUAGAGAUAAUAACGGGGGGGGGGAGUUAUGAACCAUUUUUGCACUCUGGUGUAGAGCUUUACAAGUGUUAGGGGAGUUAGCAUAUUGAUUAAUGAUAUUGAGUGUCAACUUUAUUAGUUCAGUAGCAAACAAGUAAUACUAUCCCCUUCUAACCACCUUAACAUGAAAAUGACCACACGUAACAACACGUAACAAUACAUGUAACAAAAAUUUCCUCUUGGAUUUAAGGAAUUUUACACACGUAACAACACGUAACAGCACGUAACAAAAAUUUUUUUAAAUAGUAUUAUAAUAUUAUUUAAAAAAAUAUUUGUUACGUGUUGUUACGUGUGUAAAAUUUCUUAAAACCAAGAAGAAAUGUUUGUUACAUGUAUUGUUACGUGUUGUUACGUGUGGUCAUUUUCAUGUUAAGGUGGUUAGAAGCGGAUAGUAUUACUUGUUUGCUACUGAACUAAAAAAGUUGACACUUAAUAUCAUUAAUUAAUAUGCUAACUCCCCUAACACGUGCAAAGCUCUAAACUGGAGUGCAAAAAUGGUUCAAAACUCCGCCCUGUUAUUAUCUCUACCGCCCCCAACCCUCACCAAUUUUUGUGAGAAAUUUAAACAAAUGCAUGACGAUAUUCAUAUAGCUGCGAGAAAUCAGUCAACAAUUUCUCAAAACUUCACAACACCAUUAAACCGUUGUUUCUACUUCAGGACAGAUUCAGACAAUCCUGUGCAAAAAGUUUUGGAAAAUGCAUUUAUCCGCAGUUUCUCAGUGAUAUAUGAAUUGUUCUUCCCCCCUUCCCCCAUAUCAAUGUUGAAAAUUGUUAUUUUUGUGUUGCACAAGGUAGUGCUGUCAAGAUAAUCAACAUUCCUAACGGGGGGAGGGGAAAGAAAACAGAGAAUGACAGAAAAAAUGUUUUCCAAAACAUUUUUGCACAGGAUUGUAGUUCUUUUGUGUGUUUUGCUUUUCCAAAUGGAAAUUAUUGGGAGGGGGGCUCAAUUAUCCUCACUUGUUCCUUUGUUCCAGAAGCUUCCACGUUCCCUAGUUCCCUAUGAUAUUUUUGGUAUUGUUCCCUUAUUUCCAUGCAAUAUAGUCAUGUUCCCUUGCUCCCUAGAAAUUCCUGGGAGACUUUCUCAUGUGCUUGACAUGGGCCACCUUUUACUCCUCCGUAACACGUAGUGACUGGAAUUCACAGGUAGCAAUAACAAGCCUUGGCCAAUUUUAUCUAUAUAAUCAAUCUUUUCAGUGACUGCAAUAUAUUUUAAUUGUAUAGCAAAUAUCAACAAACUUUUUAUUAUUAUUAUUUAUUUUAAAGGCAAACCGACGCAUUUCCGCCAAGUCAGAAUAAGAGCUCCUGAUUCUGCUCGUGAACGUAAGUUUGUGUGUUAUUAACUUCAGCCUUACACGUUUGCUUUAAUUUCAGAUGUAUGUAAACACUUUGUCAACUUUUAUACUGGCCAUUAGAAUACCAUUAAAGUGAAUUGUUUAAACAUCAAUAUUUUAUUAAGAUUUCACCUAGUUUUGUGGCUUGGUUAAUUCAACGUGGGAAUAUCCCCCUGAGAAUUUUUCGGACAUUUUGUGACUUCGCUUGUUUCUAGGGUCGGGAGUUUAUUUCCACUCCUUUGCGUCCUCCCCGGCAUGGUUGGAAAUUUGUACUGGCAUUCAAUGUUCAGUGUUAUUAGUUUAUUGUACUGUAACGUUCACUGCAAUAUGUACAACAAAUAAUUUACAGUGUUCAUUAACUGCUAAAAAAGGUUUUGAAGUUGCUCUUUUUCUCGACUUUGACAAAUGGUCAAAUUAUAAUAUUUAUUUGCAUUGCUAUGUAUAGCACUUUUGUUAGUUAAAUCGUCUCGAAUGCAGUGUUGAAUUCGAACCCAUUCAGAUCUUAGGGUUAUAUAUUGAAUUGUUAUGUACAUUAAGUACACCGAGGAUGGUUCUUUUGUUUCUGUACCUGUAUUUGGACCCCUUGCGAUUCUGUACCUGUAUUUGGACCCCAUAGUGGAUUCUUGCUCAUUCUCACUGCCCAACAAAUGUCCCAGGAGGAAAUGGACACGCAUGAUUCCAGGCAUAUUCACGAUUCCACUUAGGGAGCCAUUUAUCAGAACACGAAUAACCUCAUAGGAAAACAAAUACUACAAAACACUGAAAUACUGUAUAAUCUUGACAGGAAAAGUUGGUUCACGCGAUAGUCGGUCAACCCAAAAACAAGAAUCAAAAGGCUUUGUUUCCACUUUGCAAGAAAUGUUACCGCGGUGGUUUACAGGAAACGCGGAAGACAGUUCCAGAGGGAACAAGCGAAGACACCGUCCUAAUACCACGUCACAGUCACAGAACGGAGAUGUAAAAGAAAGAAGACGCCGCCGACAAUCGAGAAGAAGAGGCGAUGUGCUGGAAAACAGACGGGAAGAGAGAUAUCAGUCUCAAGAGACCGAGUUAAGAAGACGGGGACGGCGAAAAAGCAGGAAAAAGGAAAAUGUUCUUGAAGGUUAUCCAAAUCCAGGUUAUGAUCCUAAUCUGGCGUGGGAUACAGUCAGUAUUGACAGCUCACCGGUAUGAACGUGCUUAAAUAAUGUACGAUGUAUGUAGUCACAUUUUAAAAUUGUAUAUAUAUUUACUGUACGUUACAUCAGCAUACUAGGACUUUAUCAUGCAUGAUAGUUACAACGUAUAAAAUACAAAACAAGUAAAACUUCAAAAAUCGAUAACAUUUUUAUUUAUCUACGUUUCGACUGUAUUUCAGUCAUGAUCAGGAUAAACUGAUGAUGACUGAAAUAUAGUCGAAACGUAGAUAAAUAAAAAUGUUAUCAAUUUUUGGAGUUUCACUUGUUUGGUAUUUGUUAAAAUACUCAGUGGUUCUAAAAAAUUUUAUAACGUAUAUCACGCAAAUCAUAUACUGUACCUAUGUAGAUAGACCGUCAAAUCUAUAAUUUGGGAUCCACUUGAUAUUGCCAAGACUCUGCUGAAGAUUUUAAAGUAUUUGCAGUCAACUAAAACUUCGUAUUAAGAAAUGCACGCGUUAAUUAUAGAAUAUGUCACACAAAUAAUGAUAAUGCUUUUGAAAAUGAAAUCCACGGUAUGGAAUAGGUUUGCGAGCUAACUCCAUUGCGUUAAUUUGUAAGUCUAACUAUAUGAAUGUCAAAUCUGGGUUAUAUCAUGUUAAUCCAAUGCUCUGAUUAUAUAUUUUCAGUUGUCGUGAUCCACUUGAUACCGACUUUCAUCAUUGGACUUAUCAAUAAUUAAUCAGCUGAAAGUUUACAAUAUAUAUAUAACGCUUGUUUGCCAUGCACUAAAAGCGCAUGUGCUGAUUCUGUAC